Sphaerulina musiva SO2202 is the source of this 1150-nucleotide messenger RNA. Its product is annotated as phosphoglycerate mutase-like protein. The transcript is spliced from 3 exons. The record is from RefSeq and is a predicted model, not a curated record. The coding region runs from base 222 to 977 and encodes 251 amino acids. Gene Ontology annotation, cellular component: cytoplasm. NCBI's taxonomy places the organism in Eukaryota, Fungi, Ascomycota, Dothideomycetes, Mycosphaerellales, Mycosphaerellaceae. Gene Ontology annotation, molecular function: phosphatase activity.
CUUAGCCGUCGCAAGCACGAUGACGAAGCCAGAGUCAAAGACUACGGUACCUAAGCCCACAAGAUGGCGGUAAAUGUGGUUAUACCAGCUCUCCCUUGCCUGUCCGCUGCACUUUCCGAGCCUCCAAAUCGCUAUUAAUCCUUCUUCUCCUCGGCAAGCUGCACCAGUGUCACCAUCCUAACAUUAUCAUUAUCACUAUUAUUUAUUCUUUCACAUUCCACAUGUCUCCCAUCCUACAUGUUAUGCGCCAUGGGCAAGGCUAUCAUUCAUCUGCCGUCACCAAAGACGGCCACUUGCUGCGAGAUCCCUUCCUCACCGAGAAAGGCAAGCAGCAAUGCCGGGAUAGAUGCAAAGCUUUUACCAGACACGGACACAUUGAGCUUCUGGUCGCCUCACCGAUGCGAAGGGCAAUUCAGACGUGCCAAUUGUCUUUUCAGCCCGCUGUAGAACGUGGUCUUGUCAUAGUCUGCCUUCCCCACGCGGAAGAAGUAUCCGAUGCUCCAGCAGACACGGGAAGUCCUGUCAACGUCCUCCAAGCCGAGUUCGGCUCCGCCGUCAAUUUUGACCACCUUGAAGAAGGCUGGUUCAAACAUGACGGGGAGUUUGCUAUCGAUCCCAAAGCUGUGAAAGCUCGGGCCACGAAGCUUCGACAAUGGCUCAAAGCAAGGCCAGAGAAGGAGAUUGCCAUGGUCAGCCAUGGAUUCUUUAAUCACUAUCUGUGCGAAGAGGUCGACGACGAUGGCCAGCAGACGACGCCUUGGUGGAACGAAGCUGAACUCCGCACCUAUACAUUUUCCGACGACGAAAAUGACAACAUCGCCAAGAUCUACGAGACUCCGGAGUCAUUGACUGCACGUGGAGCAUCAGCCGGAAACGAAAGACCAAUGUCUCCCAAAGUUAACAUCCCUUCCACACGAGGCAGCAAUCCCGAUGAGCAUUACAUCAAGCCCGACGAUUCAGCAACAGCAUCCAGAUGAGAACAAACGAAGAGACAAUACCGAGAUAUCCCCGCCAAAGCGAAAAAAGAAAGAAAAAAAAGAUGAAAUUGGCCCAAGCCUAUCAGCCUAGAUGGGAUAGCAGCCCAAUGCCUGCCUACAAUAGAUUCCCGAGAGAAAAAAAGUCGGUAGAUUAGACUGUAAAUAAGCAAACG